AUGUCCAACGAUCCUCAGUGGAAGAGUUUCCAGCCGCCAAUAAUGAACUCUGAUCCAGCUAUACUUGACUACAAGUCAAUGUCAAUACCGACUAAAAGUAUUGUCGGUGGUACCCAGUCGACCAACAGUCAUUAUCGCAAUGGGACGGGUUAUAGGGGUGAUGUUCAGGGAUAUAUGGGAUCACCACCGGACGGUGGUAAAAUAUCAUACACUGGAUAUGCACCAGCUACGUCACCACGAAAUGGCACUGCUAGAUUCCCCAAUCGCUCGUUAAAUAUGGAUAAUAACGCGCAAUAUACACAAGAACCAGUGACUAAUAAUUCUUCUUAUCAAGAUCAGUCUGUUAACCAAGGGCUACGGGAAGCGGGUAUCAUUGAAAAAUUAUUGCAUUCUUACGGAUUUAUCCAGUGCUGUGAGAGACAGGCGCGUUUGUUUUUCCACUUCAGCCAAUUCAGCGGUACCAUUGAGCACCUGAAAAUUGGUGACCCAGUUGAGUUUGAAAUGACAUAUGAUCGUAGAACUGGCAAACCAAUAGCGAGUAUUGUCAAUAAAAUAGCUCCUGAAGUUGUGCUGAGCGAGGAGAGAGUCACUGGUAACGUUACAACGGAAUUACCAGCGAGUGGUGAUUCUCAGGGUCGAAUUAGCUACGAGAAUCGUGGAGAAUGCUUCUUUCUCCCUUAUACCAAAGACGAUGUCGAGGGAAAUGUCACUUUACGCGCUGGUGACAAAGUGUCAUUUCAGAUUGCAACUAAUCAACGUGGAAACUUGGGUGCUUGUCACGUGCGACUGGAGAAUCCAGCCCAUCCAGUUCGUUACCGUGGUGUCGUAUGCUCCAUGAAGGAGAGUUUUGGAUUUAUCGAGCGUGCUGAUGUGGUUAAAGAGAUAUUUUUUCACUUCAGCGAGGCUAAAACAGUUAAAGAGGAGUUAAAAUUGGGGGAUGACGUCGAAUUUAUCAUUCAAACACGUAACGGAAAAGAAGUUGCGUGUAAUAUAACAAAAUUACCACCAGGUUCGAUAGUAUUCGAGGAAGUUAAUCAUGAAAUAAUGAAGGGGCAAGUACUGAAGUCACUGGAGAGGGGCAAUGCUGCACGUCAUCAGAACGAUCCACUGCCCGGUCGUAUACGUUAUCGAGCACCAGAUUAUUCUGAGGUGGAAGUGCCAUUUGGGGAUAAGGACCAGAAGGGAGAUUUUACACUCAAGCACGGCGAUUGGGUACAAUUUUUAAUAGCCACUGAUACGAGAGAUCAAUUGAAAAGGGCCACCGAGAUAUCGCUGCUACCUGAGUCAUUCGCUGUCUCCGGUGAGAGACGCGAGCAGGGUGUUAUUGCAUCGUUGAAGGAUGGAUUUGGAUUCAUUCGCUGCGUCGACCGAGACACCAGAUUGUUCUUCCACUUUAAUGAAGUGCUUGACAUUGAUCGCGAAAUAAGUGUUGGGGAUGAGGUGGAGUUUACCGUCAUUCAAGCCGGCCUCUGUCAGGAUCCACCGACUUUCUUUGGAAACAUGCGGCACAGUGCUAUCAGGCUCAAACACCUGCCUGCCGGAACUGUUCAGUUUGAAACUGUUACUGAGAGCGAUGUACGUGGAAAUGUUAUUCAGGAUGUCAAUGGACUGGAGCCGGGGUUAAUUGGGUACACGGGUAAAGAUGGGGCUCAAAAAAGUAUUAUUUUCUUUGCCAAGGAUUGCGAUCCUAAGAGUAUUCCUAAAUUGAAUGAGAAGGUUAAAUUCGGCAUCUGCCAGGUAAAGAGAAAUAAGGAAUUAGUAGCAGUGGAUAUAUCAUUGGUAAAUCCACCACUUGAAAAAACGCAGAAUGGAAGUGACAAACCGGUUGGCCAAAUUUGUCAAGGUUUUAUUGCAGCUCUCAAGGAUGGUUUUGGAUUCAUCGAGACUGUUAAUCAUGAAAAAGAAAUAUUUUUUCACUUUAGCACUUUUGAUGGUGAUGCAAGCAACUUAGAGCUUGGAUCUGAAAUUGAAUGUACAGUGAACACAGGAACUGUUCGUGGUACAGGUGGAUGUAUAGCAGCUGAAUCAGUGCGUGUCGUUGCACGUGGUACAAUACCACGUGCUACUGUUGUCAGUGAAGUGCUCGACGGUGUUGUCACGAGACCUUUGCGCAGUGCCAAUCCCGAACAGCAGGAGUACGCUGGUUUAAUAAAAUUGUCUUCAACUGAUGAUGAUAAAACACCAGAAUAUGAAUUUGGAAUAAUGGGACUGAUAAAUAAACGUGAAUUACUGCAGAUCAAUGAUCCUGUGCAGUUUCAAAUUGAUUCUGAGGGGCAUGCUUGUAAUAUCGUUGCCGUUAGAAAGAAGAGAAUAGCAACUGUUGACGCUGUUAAGGCAGCAUUUGGAUUUCUAGCUUAUGAAGUUGACGAGGGAAAAAAACUUUUCUUUCAUAUGACUGAAGUUAAGGAUAAUGCAACUCUCCAGCCCGGUGAUCAAGUGGAAUUCGUACUCGUUACUAAUCAGAGGAAUGGAAAAUCAUCGGCUUGCAAUGUUACACGACUGAGUGGAGAAUCUGUACAACAACGACCUGAACGCCUGAUAAGCCGACUCCGUACGGUCUCAUUGGAAGACGCGGGCCCAAAAUUAACAGUAAUCAGACAGCCCAAAGGACCGGAUGGCACACGUGGCUUUACUCAAGAACGUUCACAGCGUGUUGCCGGAUGUCUUGAAGAGUAGAAGAGACAAGACUCAGCAUCAAUGGUAGACGUGCAUAAAAAAUUAAUCCCAUCCAUCAUUGAAGUAAUUAUGAUUUUUUAGUCGAUGCUGGUUGAUGCCGCGAUUAAAAUUGCACGGCAUUAAUAGCAACAAAACCACACGUUAAAUAAAAUUGCCAAAUCGAGACUUAUUCUUUGAAAAGUGACUAAUACAAAUAAUCACACGGCAAGAGGAGCCUUUGAGAGAAAACAAAGUAAUGGCGAAUUUGGGUAUAAAUAUUUGUAUCAUGAAAACAACGAGCCAUAAUUUAAUAAAUCCGCGAAGACGGCACACAUUUACAUCAUGAUGAAAAAUAAUACGUAAUUUAUUUAGAACGAGGGUUACUUCAGGCGUCUCAUUUUAUUGAUUAUCGUCGCCUUCCAUCGAACUUUCUUUUCUCAUUAAUUAAUGGUAUAAUUAUUAUCGAUUGAUUAACAUGUAUCCAUCCAUUUAUUUCUCUUUCUUUCGUUAAUUUCAUAAUGGUAUUUUUUAUUAGCGGGGAAAAAAAUUAUGUAAAUUAAGUUAAUUUAAAAAUGAAAAUGAAAAAUGACAAAAAACAGAGCAGACAAUGUGUAAGAAACAAAUAAUGAACAAAACCCCACUGGAAAGAAAUUCAACAUUGCCUGAUUGAAAAUUGGAACUGUAUUGAUUUUCAAUGGUUACGAGAAAAUAUUUACAUGAAAGAUAGACCAUUACUGUUAUCCGAGCAAAUGGGAGUGAAUGUGAGAACGAGUGUGUGUGUGAAUGAAAAGAAUAAAUUGAGAAAACGAAUUAUAAGAGAAGUAAAAACAAAAAUAUUCCCGUAAAUUUUCAGCGCAACACCGGGGAGUGAUGAACAAAUGUAAACAAUACGUAUCACAAAUAAAAUUCAAACUCAAUGCGUGUACCGUACCGCAUUGCAUGUUUAUGGAUAAAAAAAAAUUCAAAAAUAUAAAAAGAAAGGAAAAUGAUCGAAUUGAAACAAUUUUUUUGAAAAUCAUGAAAAAUAAAUGCAAAAAAAACUGGCCACCAGUUUGUUCUAGAUAAUAUAUUAUAUAUGAAUAUAUAAAUACGUUGUUAAGUUCCUCAUUCAGUCACGUGUUUGAGAAAACACGAUGAAUCAAAUUAGUAUAAUGAAUUCAAGUUGAAAAACAGAGGAAAAUAUUGAAGUGCGCAAAAAGGGUGGGGGACGAGUGAUGCUCGAGAAAGGUACAGUGAGAUAAAGGUGGUGAAAAUUUUCUGAUGCGUUUGUCGUUCACGUUUUUUGUAAGGGAAAAUCAUGAAAACAAUAAUGAAACCACGGAGGUAAGAAUGGCAUUAAUUGUAAUAGUGUGAUAAGCGAAGACAUGAUUACACUAUUAAUUGGAGCGUUCACGGAUACCAAGUGUGCUUUCAUCGGAACCCAUUCGAUGAAACCAUAACGAGGAGGGAAACCAAAAGAUGAAAAAAAAAAACAAAACACUGUAAAACUAUUGAUGAAUAAACCUUGCAAACAAUAACAAAA
Diachasmimorpha longicaudata is the source of this 4177-nucleotide messenger RNA. RefSeq names its product cold shock domain-containing protein E1-like (gene Unr). The coding region runs from base 1 to 2676 and encodes 891 amino acids. The record is from RefSeq and is a predicted model, not a curated record. NCBI's taxonomy places the organism in Eukaryota, Metazoa, Arthropoda, Insecta, Hymenoptera, Braconidae. The transcript has 8 exons. Gene Ontology annotation, molecular function: nucleic acid binding.